GGAAAUGAAUUGAUAAUAGCAAUGGAAGAGCUGAAGCAAUGCCGACUGCAACAGAGGAAUAUUUCAGCGACGGUUGAUAAGCUAACGCUGUGUCUUCCUGUCCUGGAGAUGUACAGCAAACUGCGAGAGCAAAUGAAAUCUAAAAGACACUACCCCGCGCUCAAGACCCUGGAGCACCUCGAACACACGUACCUGCCCCGAGUGAGCCACUACCGCUUCUGCAAGAUCAUGGUGGAUAAUAUUCCAAAGCUGCGUGAAGAGAUCAAAGAAGUUUCGAUGUCAGACCUCAAGGAUUUCCUGGAGAGUAUCCGUAAGCACUCCGACAAGAUUGGGGAGACGGCAAUGAAACAGGCACAGCAGCAAAGAAACUUGGACAAUAUUGUGUCACAGCAUCCCAGGAUAAGUGGGGGAAAGAAGUCCAAGAAAGACGUCUGCGCAAGCUCAGAUCUGGAGGUAAAAAACACUAGCCCCAUGUCUGAGCAGGAUUCGGGUAUCCUGGAUGUUGAAGAUGAGGAUGAGGAUGAAGAGGUGCCUGGGGCCCAGGACCUGGUGGACUUCUCACCGGUGUACCGAUGCCUGCACAUAUACUCUGUCUUGGGUGCCCGAGAAACCUUUGAGAACUACUACAGGAAGCAGAGAAGAAAACAAGCCAGAUUGGUCCUGCAGCCACCUUCGAACAUGCACGAAACUUUAGACGGCUACAGGAAGUAUUUUAAUCAAAUUGUAGGGUUUUUCGUGGUUGAAGAUCACAUCUUGCAUACAACGCAGGGCUUGGUGAAUAGAGCCUAUAUUGAUGAGCUGUGGGAGAUGGCGUUAUCAAAAACUAUCGCAGCACUAAGAACGCAUUCAUCCUACUGCUCGGACCCCAGCCUGGUGUUAGACUUGGCUCUUUUUGCUCUCUUCCCCAUCCCACUGCAGGGAUAUGGCUUCCCGGUGAACCAGCUCUUUGACAUGCUGUUGGAGAUCCAAGACCAGUACAGUGAAACCCUGCUGAAGAAAUGGUCAGGAGUUUUCAGGAAUAUACUUGAUUCAGAUAACUACAGUCCCAUCCCAGUGACAAAUGAAGAGGUUUAUAAGAAAAUAGUUGGACAGUUCCCGUUCCAGGAUGCAGAACUUGAAAAGCAACCGUUUCCAAAGAAGUUCCCCUUUUCUGAGUUUGUGCCUAAAGUUUACAAUCAGAUUAAGGAAUUCAUCUAUGCCUGUCUGAAGUUUUCGGAAGACCUUCAUCUGAGCUCCACCGAAGUUGAUGAUAUGAUUAGAAAAUCUACAAAUCUGCUGCUGACCCGAACGCUGAGCAACUGUUUACAGAAUGUCAUCAAGAGGAAAAACGUCGGGCUGACGGAGCUUGUACAGAUUAUUAUAAAUACGACCCAUUUGGAGAAAUCCUGCAAGUUCCUAGAGGAAUUCAUAACCAAUAUCACUAACGUACUUCCAGAAACUGUCCACACUACGAAACUCUAUGGGACCACAACCUUCAAGGACGCCCGCCAUGCUGCUGAGGAGGAGAUUUACACUAACCUGAACCAGAAGAUAGACCAGUUCUUGCAGCUGGCAGACUACGACUGGAUGGCCAUGGAGCCAGGCAGCAAGGCCAGCGACUACCUUGUCGAUCUCAUUGGCUUUCUACGCAGCACUUUUGCUGUGUUCACCCACCUCCCGGGGAAGGUGGCGCAGACGGCUUGCAUGUCAGCGUGCAAGCACCUCUCCACCUCGCUGAUGCAGCUGCUGCUGGAGGCCGAAGUGCGGCAGCUGACGCUGGGCGCCUUGCAGCAGUUCAACCUGGACGUGGAAGAGUGUGAACAGUUUGCCAGAUCCGGCCCAGUGCCUGGGUUCCAAGGGGACACGCUGCAGUUGGCCUUCAUCGACUUGAGACAACUCCUAGAUCUGUUCAUCCAGUGGGACUGGUCGACGUACUUGGCUGACUAUGGGCAACCCACGUGCAAGUAUCUCCGUGUCAACCCGACGACAGCCCUCAUCCUGCUGGAAAAGAUAUCACGAGUGAUGAGAGACACGAGCAGAAAAAACAACGUUUUUGCCCAGUUUCGGAAAAACGAGAGGGACAAGCAGAAGCUGAUAGACACCGUGGCCAAGCAGCUCCGCGGCCUGAUCAACAGCCACCACUCGUGAGGGACUCGGGGACCUCCUGCCCGCCGCCGGCCCCUGCACCGCAACCUUCCACACGCCUGGACUUGGGAUCCUUGUUCAAAGAGAAUAUAUGUAUUUUUUUAUUCACCUGUAUAGCAUUCAUGGACCUUACCCCUGCUGACAAAACGUUCCUCGUUAAGCCAUCCCGGGGAAGGUAGGCAGCACUGCUCGUGAAGGUGGCGUCAGGAGGCUCCUGUUAUAA
Egretta garzetta (little egret) is the source of this 2347-nucleotide messenger RNA. RefSeq names its product exocyst complex component 6B (gene EXOC6B). Lineage: Eukaryota; Metazoa; Chordata; Aves; Pelecaniformes; Ardeidae. The record is from RefSeq and is a predicted model, not a curated record. Gene Ontology annotation, biological process: intracellular protein transport; exocytosis; Golgi to plasma membrane transport. Gene Ontology annotation, cellular component: membrane; exocyst. The transcript is spliced from 22 exons. Bases 22 to 2127 code for a protein of 701 amino acids.